Messenger RNA from Drosophila kikkawai, 2520 nucleotides. RefSeq names its product Brahma associated protein 111kD (gene Bap111). Gene Ontology annotation, cellular component: SWI/SNF complex. Gene Ontology annotation, biological process: negative regulation of DNA-templated transcription. NCBI's taxonomy places the organism in Eukaryota, Metazoa, Arthropoda, Insecta, Diptera, Drosophilidae. Gene Ontology annotation, molecular function: nucleosomal DNA binding; nuclear receptor binding. The record is from RefSeq and is a predicted model, not a curated record.
CGACGCAGGCCGACAGAAAAUGGCGUCCGCCUGAAAAUUUUCAUUUGUCUAAAUUAAUAUAUUUACGCCAAGUUAGCCAGCGAAAAGCAGAGCAAUGGCCUUGCCGGGCAAUUAUAAGCAAAUAGCGGUGGGUGGUGGCGGCAGCAGCAGCACUGGAAGCGGCGGCGGGAGCACCGGUGGCGGCGGCGGCAGUAGCCGGUCACGUUCCUCCGGCGGCGGAGGAGCCUCCGAUAGGAACAAGGACCAGACGCCCAUCUUUACGCACAGCAACUAUGGCAAUCCAGCGUUCACCCCGCAGAAAGUGACCAAGUCCUCCAGCAGCAAGAACCAGAACGAAUCGCGCCUGCCGAAGCCCCCAAAGCCGCCGGAGAAGCCCAUUCUGCCCUACAUGCGGUACUCGAAGCGCGUAUGGGAUAGCGUCAAGGCCCAGAAUCCCGAGCUGAAGCUGUGGGAGCUGGGCAAGAAGAUCGGCGCCAUGUGGAAGCUGCUGGGCGAGGACGAGAAGACCGAGUUCAUUGAUGAGUACGAGGCGGAGAAGCUGGAGUACGAAAAGUCGCUGAAGGCCUACCACCAGACGCCCGCCUACCAGGCCUACAUGUCGGCCAAGAGCAAGGUGAAGACGGAUGUGGAUAUGCACGAGACACCCUCGCGCGGUGGCGGCAGCAAGUCGCAGCACGAACGCCGCAUUGACAUCCAGCCGGCGGAGGAUGAGGACGACCAGGAUGAGGGCUAUACGGCCAAGCACAUGGCCUACGCCCGCUACCUGCGCAAUCAUCGGCUGAUCAAUGAGAUCUUCUCAGAGGCUGUCGUCCCGGACGUAAGAUCGGUGGUCACCACCACACGGAUGCAGGUGCUCAAGCGUCAGGUCAGCUCGCUGACCAUGCACCAAACGAAGCUCGAGGCGGAGCUGCAGCAGAUGGAGGAGAAGUUUGAGGCGAAGAAGCAGCGUAUGGUCGAGUCCAGCGAGGCCUUCCAGGAGGAGCUCAAGCGUCACUGCAAGCCGGCUGUAGACGAGGACACCUUCCAGAAGAUGGUGCAUCGUAUGUAUGAGGACAUCAAGCGGGAUCGCCAGCGAUUGGAUGAGCCCAGUGCGAACAAUGCCGUGAACGCGGCCACGCCAGCGACGAGAAGCGGCGAAGAGUCUGCCGCCAAACCGCCAGCUCAGCCGGGGGCCACGCCUGCUGUCAGCCAGGAGUCGGGAGCUGCGGGGCCGCCCAAAGAUCCAUCAACAGCAGCGGCGGGAGCAGCAGCAUCUCCGCCAGUUGUAAAGCCAGCCACGCCCACACCCACGCCUAGUCCAGCACCCAAUCCCCCUGCUGUACCACCACCCGUGGUACAUGUCCACGAAACGGCGAGCAAAACGGAUCCGGAACCCAUGGAUAUUGAGCCGCCGCCAAAGCCCUCGGUGCCACCGCCGCCCAUUAAGCCCGAGAAACUGGAAAUGGCCGCAGCACUGCCUCCGCAGUCCACAGUGACAGAUGCCCAAAAGCCAGAGGUAGCCAAGGUGGUGACACCGCCCAGCAAGGUGCCCACACCAGGACCCGUGCGCACGCCCCCGCCCGAAGUGGUUGGAUCGGGUCCGAUUCCGGCUUCCGGGACAGCUUCAGCUGCGACAACGCACACGCCACCACCGGUCCAACAGCAGCAGCUGCCACUGCCGCAGCAGCAACAACAGCAGACAGCAGCUCCUCCACCCGGCAUGCCGCAGAUGCAUCCACAUCCCGGACAUCCGCCUCCAGGGCAUCCGCACAUGCCGCCGCAUAUGGGGCCGCAUCAGCCGCCGCCAGGCAUGCCUGGCCUGCCGCCACCACCUCCUCACACAGGCUAUGCCAACUAUGGCGGGCCACCGCACGGUCCGCCACCCGGUCCGCCCGGUGGGCCAGCGCGUCCGUACUAUCAGCCGCAAUACGGAGGACACCCAACGCCGCAGCCGUACUACGCACCGUUCUCGCCGUAUCAACAGUCAUAUGGACCACCGCCCGGCUCCCAUUACAUGUCGCCGCGUCCUCCGCCGCCGCAGCAGCAACAGCAGCAGCACAACGGAAAUCCAGGACAUCCCUAUGCGCCCGAACACGGAAGUAACCCACCGCCACCACCGCAACAGCAGCAGCAGCAGCAACAACAACCGCCUCCGGGUCACCUGCACGAGUCGAGUGGAGCAGCAGGCGGCGGCGGCGCAGUAGGAGCUCCAGUCGGUGGCGUAGCAGGUCCUGCCGCUGCCGGGGCAGGCAGUGGUCUGUACCCACCGCCGGGAGCAGGAACGGGAGCACCGCAGCAGCUGCCGCCGCCGCCGCCAACAGUGGGUGCAGCUGCGGUAGAUGGACCAGGAGUCGCAGCAGGCGCACCUGGAGCCCCAGGAUCCGCGCCGACAGCGACCGGCAAGCAUCCAGAGGCGGAGAAGAGCGAGGCGGACUAAGGACCAGGAAUGUUCCGAUUCUCAGAAACUAAACUAUAAAUAAUUUGGGGGUCACAUCCAACUUUAAUUUUAAGUUAAAACCAUUUUUUUGUGCGUGUUCUAAU